CCUAUUUCGGGCGGAGCAGACGAGCUUGGCCGCGGAGUAGACCUCGCAGCUGACUCGACCGCGGCUGCGGGCACCUCGAAAGCUGGGCAAGGGAAGCUUUCCGAUCCUUAAGAGUUAGGGUGUAGAGGGUCUCUCGGUAAGCGCAGGGGCUGGGCUCUGGGCCUCCCCAGGCGGAUAGGGCCUAAUGUCUGGGUCAUCUGGGCUCCUCCCCUAGGGGCGUGGCCAUGCCAUCGGACCAAUGAGCGGUCGCCUCCGCGGCCCCGCCCCCGCCCCGUCCCCGGAGCCGCGGCCUCACGGAGUAGCGAACCGCCCCGCGCCCAGGCCUGGGGCAGCGCGAGCGCCGAACCUUGGGCUGAUCACCAAGAUGCCUGGAGAACAGCAGGCAGAGGAGGAGGAGGAGGAAGAAAUGCAAGAGGAGAUGGUGCUGCUGGUGAAGGGUGAGGAGGAGGAAGGUGAGGAGAAGUAUGAGGUGGUGAAACUCAAGAUCCCUGUGGACAACAAGGAGGUCCCGGGCGAGAUGCCAGCGCCGUCCGUCGACCCCGCGCGCCCCCACGCGUGCCCGGACUGCGGCCGCGCCUUUGCGCGCCGCUCCACGCUGGCCAAGCACGCGCGCACGCACACGGGCGAGCGGCCGUUCGCGUGCACCGAGUGCGGCCGGUGCUUCUCGCAGAAAUCAGCGCUGACCAAACACGGCCGCACGCACACGGGCGAGCGGCCCUACCAGUGCCCGGAGUGCGACAAGCGCUUCUCCGCCGCCUCGAACCUGCGGCAGCACCGACGGCGCCACACGGGCGAGAAGCCGUACGCAUGCGCCGACUGCGGCCGGCGCUUCGCGCAGAGCUCCAACUACGCACAGCACCUGCGCGUGCACACGGGCGAGAAGCCGUACGCGUGCCCGGACUGCGGACGAGCCUUCGGCGGAAGUUCGUGCCUGGCGCGCCACCGGCGCACGCACACGGGCGAGCGGCCGUACGCAUGCGCCGACUGCGGCACGCGCUUCGCGCAGAGCUCGGCGCUGGCCAAGCACCGGCGCGUGCACACGGGCGAGAAGCCGCACCGCUGCGCCGUGUGCGGCCGGCGCUUCGGCCACCGCUCUAAUCUGGCGGAGCACGCGCGCACGCACACCGGCGAGCGGCCCUACCCGUGCGCGGAGUGCGGCCGCCGCUUCCGCCUCAGCUCGCACUUCAUCCGCCACCGUCGCGCACACAUGCGGCGUCGCCUCUACAUCUGCGUUGGUUGUGGCCGGGACUUUAAGCUUCCAGUCGGCGCCACGGCCGCCACCGCCACCGAGCGCUGCCCGGAAUGCGAGGGCAGCUGAGCCGCCCCGGUCCUGCCUCGGCCCGGGGGGACUGCGCUGCACCGACCUGGACGUGUGGCUCCUCCCGCGCCCCUGCACCUGGGCCCGGGAGAGGAUGGGGCCGGCCGGCCUGGCUGCUCUGGAACUCGGGGUCCCUGGGAGCCGUGUCCCACCCCCAUCACUACAGUCCCGUGGCCCGUGUUAGUGAAUAAAGUAUUCUGUCUUCACGAGGA
Dipodomys spectabilis (banner-tailed kangaroo rat) is the source of this 1530-nucleotide messenger RNA. It is a transcript of the gene Znf771, whose product is annotated as zinc finger protein 771. The record is from RefSeq and is a predicted model, not a curated record. The transcript is spliced from 3 exons. The coding region runs from base 239 to 1318 and encodes 359 amino acids. NCBI's taxonomy places the organism in Eukaryota, Metazoa, Chordata, Mammalia, Rodentia, Heteromyidae.